AUGGCGCAGACUAACAGCUAUGGACAGAGCAGCAAUGGAGUAGCGGACGAGUCCCCCAACAUGCUCGUCUACAGAAAAAUGGAGGACAUUAUUGCUCGAAUGCAGGACGAGAAGAACGGCAUUCCCAUUCGCACAGUGAAGAGUUUUCUCUCCAAGAUUCCCAGUGUCUUUUCAGGUUCAGACAUUGUGCAGUGGAUGAUCAAAAACCUAGACAUCGAAGAUCAAGUUGAGGCUCUUCACCUGGGAACUCUGAUGUCUGCACAUGGCUAUUUCUUUCCCAUCUCGGACCAUGUGCUCGCAUUGAAGGAUGAUGGGACAUUUUAUAGAUUUCAGACUCCCUACUUUUGGCCUUCAAACUGCUGGGAACCAGAGAAUACUGAUUAUGCUGUUUACCUCUGUAAGCGGACGAUGCAGAAUAAAGCCCGGUUGGAACUUGCUGACUACGAAGCUGAAAGUUUAGCGCGGCUCCAGAGGGCUUUUGCACGGAAAUGGGAGUUUAUAUUUAUGCAAGCAGAAGCACAAGCUAAAGUGGAUAAGAAACGGGACAAAAUCGAGAGGAAGAUUCUGGACAGUCAGGAGCGGGCAUUCUGGGAUGUGCACAGACCUGUGCCUGGCUGCGUGAAUACAACAGAAGCCGACAUCAAGAAAUCCUCCAGGAUGAAACAGCCUCAUAAAACACGGAAGUCAGUGUAUGGUCUACAGAAUGAUGUCCGCAGUCACAGUCCCACACACACCAGCACACCUGAGGUCAAGGAGCCCACUAAGGAGGAACUACAGGAGCAGAUACAGUAUUGGCAAGUGCAGCUGGACAGACAUCGAUUAAAAAUGUCCAAAGUUGCAGAAAGUUUGUUGAGCUAUACAGAGCAGUAUAUAGAGUACGACCCUUUCAUUACCUCACCUGAGCUCUCAAACCCCUGGAUCUCAGACGACAAUUCUCUCUGGGAACUGGAAGCCAGUAAGGAGCCAGGUCAGCAGAGGGUGAGACGGUGGGGUUUCGGGUUUGAUGAGGUUCUGAAGGAUCCUGUGGGGAGAGAACAGUUCCUGAAGUUUCUGGAGUCUGAAUUCAGCUCAGAGAACCUGUGUUUCUGGCUGGCCGUGCAGGAGCUUAAGAAGCAGCCAAUUCGUGAGGUGCCCAGUCGUGUGCAGGAGAUCUGGGAGGAGUUUCUGGCCCCUGGAGCUCCAAAUGCCAUCAACCUUGAUUCCAAGAGCUACGAUAAGACCAUGCAGAAUGUCAAAGAUCCCGGACGCUACACUUUUGAAGAUGCUCAGGAGCACAUCUAUAAGCUGAUGAAGAGCGACUCAUACAGCCGUUUUAUUCGAUCCAGUGCCUACCAAGAGCUUUUACAGGCCAAGAAGAAGAAAAGCAAGAACUUGUUCUGA
Neoarius graeffei (lesser salmon catfish) is the source of this 1380-nucleotide messenger RNA. RefSeq names its product regulator of G protein signaling 7b (gene rgs7b). Gene Ontology annotation, biological process: intracellular signal transduction; regulation of G protein-coupled receptor signaling pathway; G protein-coupled receptor signaling pathway. NCBI's taxonomy places the organism in Eukaryota, Metazoa, Chordata, Actinopteri, Siluriformes, Ariidae. Bases 1 to 1380 code for a protein of 459 amino acids. The record is from RefSeq and is a predicted model, not a curated record. The transcript is spliced from 16 exons.